AGAUGUUUUCUACAACGUCGUGGGGGAUCCACGCAUCCACGUUUAUUCGACGAAAAGUUAUAUCUAUAAAAUUAUAUUUAUAAAAAACAUUUUAUAUUGUACGAAACAUAUAUAUUAGUAACCAUGACUAUCGUGACAAUUUUAAACCGCAAUAUUAAUUUAACUCGGUUAUCCAACCUGCAUCAACGCGCGUGUAUCUUUGGAUUCUUUCAGCAAGAUGCGCGAUUUAUGGCAUCCUAUGAAAAAUUCGCCCAGCAUAAGCCUUUGGAAAAGGUCAGGAACAUUGGUAUAUCGGCUCACAUAGACUCUGGGAAAACUACCUUGACUGAACGUAUCUUGUAUUACACCGGUAGAAUAGCUAAGAUGCACGAGGUAAGAGGAAAAGACAAUGUCGGUGCUACAAUGGACAGCAUGGAAUUGGAGAGGCAAAGAGGCAUCACUAUUCAAUCAGCCGCGACGUACACAAUAUGGAAGGAUCACAAUAUUAAUAUCAUCGACACGCCGGGACACGUGGACUUUACGGUGGAAGUGGAAAGAGCACUGCGCGUCUUGGAUGGAGCUGUACUCGUUCUCUGUGCCGUGGGCGGUGUCCAGUCACAGACCCUAACUGUAAAUCGACAAAUGAAGAGGUACAACGUGCCUUGUCUCGCGUUUAUCAACAAGCUCGACAGAAUGGGCGCAAAUCCGAAGAAGGUCUUGCAGCAGAUGAGGAGCAAGCUGCAGCACAAUGCUGCCUUCAUCCAGUUACCGAUUGGUCUGGAGGGUAACGUGAAGGGUAUAGUCGAUCUGAUCGCUCAGAAGGCUGUCUACUAUGAGGGAAACUUUGGCGAGAUUAUCAGGGAGGAUGAAAUCCCGAAGGACAUGAAUGCAGAGGUGAAAGAUAGGCGACAAGAAUUAAUCGAACACUUGGGCAACGUCGAUGACGCACUCGGUGAAUUGUAUCUAAAUGAAGCAACGAUAACCGAGAAAGAUGUCAUGGAUGCCAUACGUAGGAGUUGCAUGAAGAGAAAAUUCACUCCCGUACUGGUCGGUACUGCAUUGAAAAACAAGGGAGUUCAGUCGUUGCUUGAUGCGGUGUUAGAUUAUUUGCCGAACCCGGGAGAAGUACAGAAUUAUGCUAUGCGAGAAACGUCCAAGGGCAAAGAAGAGAAAGUUUUGUUAGAUUUUGCCCGUGACGAUAAGAAACCUUUCGUCGGAUUGGCGUUCAAGCUGGAAGCUGGAAGGUUCGGCCAGUUAACGUAUUUCCGUUGUUAUCAGGGAAUGCUGAGAAAAUCAGAGACUAUAUACAAUACAAGGACAGGGAAGAAGGUGCGAGCUCAGAGAGUAGUCCGGCUUCAUUCGAAUCAGAUGGAAGAUGUGACAGAAAUUUACGCCGGGGACAUCUUCGCUCUGUUCGGCAUUGAUUGCGCGUCGGGCGAUACUUUCGUCAAGGAGUCUAAAUUACAGUUGUCCAUGGAAUCGAUUUUCGUCCCCGACCCCGUGGUGUCCAUGUCGAUUCAACCAGCGCACUCGAAAGAUCGAGACAAUUUCGCGAAAAGCAUCAACCGUUUUACCAAAGAAGAUCCAACCUUGCGAUUUUACUAUGAUACGGAUAGUAAGGAGAGUAUAAUCUCGGGUAUGGGCGAAUUACAUUUGGAGAUUUAUGGACAAAGAAUGGAGCGUGAGUACAAUUGUUCAAUCAUCCUAGGCAAGCCGAAGGUCGCCUUCCGAGAGACCUUAAGCGAGCCAUGCGAGUUCGAUUAUCUUCAUAAAAAGCAAUCCGGCGGUGCUGGUCAAUAUGCUCGUGUGUCCGGAAUCCUCGAGCCACUGCCACCUGAGCAAAACACAACCAUCGAAUUCUCGGACGAGACUGUGGGCACCAAUGUUCCGAAGCAAUAUAUCCCAGGAGUGGAGAAAGGCUUUAGAAGUAUGUGCGAGAAGGGCUUGCUCAGCGGUCACAAGAUUGCUGGCGUCAGAUUUAGACUGCUUGAUGGUAUGCAUCAUUGCGUCGAUUCUUCGGAAUUUGCCUUCUUCCAAGCCGCGCAGGGUGCCGUCAGGAAUCUAUUUGAGGACGGUAAUUGGCGAAUCUUGCAACCCGUUAUGUUAGUCGAGGUGACGGGGCCAGAAGAAUUUCAGGGUGUCGUAAUAAGUCAAAUCAAUAAGAGAAAAGGAAUUAUAAACUCGACGGAAAUAAACGAGAGCUGGUUCACGGUCUCUGCGGAAGUGCCGCUUAAUGAUAUGUUCGGUUACGCGGGUGAAUUGAGAUCCUCGACGCAGGGUAAGGGAGAAUUCAGCAUGGAAUACGCGAGGUACAGCCCUUGCCUACAGGAGCUCCAGGAGGAAGUCAUCAGGCAGUAUCAAGAAUCACAGGGGAUAACAGUCGCCCAGAAGUCGAAGAAUUGAUCAUAGAACGAAAAACGAAGUUAGCGAAAAUUUGCGCGAAAAUUAUCUUGUGGAUGUCAUUUAAGUUCGUGGCAAUGUAUGUCAUUAUAUCUAUGAUAUACUUGCUUACCUGAUAUAAGCCGACAAAUUAUUAGUAGCAAGGAUAAGUAAAUAACAUGAAUGCGAAUGAUUCAAAUUAAAUUAAAUGUAAUUAUAUGAAUGUAUCGAGAAGGGGGACUGUAAAUAUUAGUUUACGUCAAAAAUAUGUGAUGUAGGAACGAAAUAAGUCGAAAAUAUAAUUAUUAUCUACAGACUUAA
Molecule: messenger RNA, 2679 nt
Organism: Ooceraea biroi (clonal raider ant)
Lineage: Eukaryota; Metazoa; Arthropoda; Insecta; Hymenoptera; Formicidae
Gene: mEFG1
Product: mitochondrial translation elongation factor G 1
Biological process (GO): mitochondrial translational elongation
Cellular component (GO): mitochondrion
Molecular function (GO): GTPase activity; translation elongation factor activity; GTP binding
Source: RefSeq, a predicted model, not a curated record